Frankliniella occidentalis (western flower thrips) is the source of this 760-nucleotide messenger RNA. RefSeq names its product arylsulfatase B-like. The record is from RefSeq and is a predicted model, not a curated record. Lineage: Eukaryota; Metazoa; Arthropoda; Insecta; Thysanoptera; Thripidae. The coding region runs from base 161 to 745 and encodes 194 amino acids. The transcript is spliced from 4 exons.
CCAGGUGGACUACCACUACUACCGGAGGCCCGGAGCGUUUUCGCACCAUUUCGAGUCUCUCGCCCGGCCGUGUCAGCGGCAGCUCGGCAGGAUCAAGGAAGAGAGGAGGAAGAGACCGCGACUACCGGAGCUCGUCGAGGACACGAAGGACGGCGUGAACAUGGCUGGACCGAAGAUGCAGCUCGUUCUUUCCGCUGUGGUGGCCGCCUCCCUGUUCGGCUCGGUGCUGACACAGCAGCAGCAACGGAAGCCCCACAUCGUGGUCAUCCUCGCCGAUGACUUGGGCUGGAACGACGUGAGCUUCCACGGCUCGGACCAGAUCCCGACGCCCAACAUCGACGCGCUCGCGUACAACGGCGUCAUCCUGAACCAGCACUACGUGCCGGCGCUGUGCACGCCGUCCCGGGCCUCCCUCAUGACGGGGAAGUACCCCACGCACACCGGCAUGCAGCACCUGGUGAUCCUGGAGCCGGAGCCCUGGGGGCUGCCGCUGGAGGAACGCCUGCUGCCCGAGUACCUGUCGGACCUGGGCUACCGGACGCACGCCGUCGGCAAGUGGCACCUGGGCUACCACCGGCGCGAGUACACGCCGACGCAGCGGGGCUUCCGCUCGCACUUCGGCUACUGGAACGGCUUCCAGGACUACUUCGACCACACCGUCAAGGCCACGGUGAGUGUGUACGGGCGCGCGUGGCAGCGGCGCGAGUCUAGUUUCGACAGACACGCGCUGUCGGUGCGCGUAUAGGAGUCGCUGACCCGC